AUGGUCAUAUCAAUAAAUGUUUAUGAAUUUAAAGAAAAUAGAUAAAUUAAGACAAAUAUGUUUAAUAAAAUAAUUAAUUUGUGCAAUGUAUCAAUUAAACUAAAUAAUAGAUAUCUAAUUGUUAAGUUGCCAUUAAGAAAAUACAAUAUAUUAUUGAUAGUUAAAGUUAGAGCAUUCAAAGAAGAAAAUGGAAUUAAAUACAUCCAUAUUAAAAUUUAGUGCAAAAUGCUGAAGAUGCAAAUUAUGAAUUUUAAAUUUAUUUCUUUUCAGAAGUUAUUGUAGAAAGAAGGAUUAAAUUAAUUUAAUCUAAUGAUAGUAAAUGGAUGAAUUAAGAUGUUAAUGUAAGAAUUAUUUUGAAUUAAAAAAAAAGUAAAUCAUCAGCAUAUUGGACUAGAUUAAUCAAAGUAAUGAAUAAAUUAUAUAUAUAUAAGUAUGUAUAUUUGAUAGAUUGAUUGGACUAAAUAUAUCAACAAGAAUGGUGAGGCAGAAUUAGAAAUAAAAGGAUUGGAUGAUUGA
Molecule: messenger RNA, 516 nt
Organism: Paramecium sonneborni
Lineage: Eukaryota; Ciliophora; Oligohymenophorea; Peniculida; Parameciidae
Source: the annotation of a GenBank genome assembly